Molecule: messenger RNA, 936 nt
Organism: Suillus clintonianus
Lineage: Eukaryota; Fungi; Basidiomycota; Agaricomycetes; Boletales; Suillaceae
Exons: 5
Coding region: 1-936 (311 amino acids)
Source: RefSeq, a predicted model, not a curated record
AUGGCAAUAUGCAGAAAAUUCUUGAGCGAUACUCAAGUAAAAUGUACUUUCUUCCGCUGGGCACAAGGCCCUUCUGGCUCACCCACACUACCCUCCAACAAGUUUGAACCUCUUGCGACACAACUUAACCCUGUCCCUCAGCCUACCCAAUUGAAUGCUGCAGCACUCCUGCUGAUCUGUGCUGCUCUUGUCUGUAAGAAGCGUGCUCAUUCCCUCUGCAGGAACCAUACUUGUCGCACACACUGUGGCCUUCUUGGUGGCUGCUCCGUAAAGGGCCAUACUGCAGCUGCACAACUGAACCCAAUGUUAGAGCUUCGACCUCGUCUGUCAUCAUUACCGCCCUUACCUGCUGUCGCCACCGAGUCCGUCUAUGCCCCCACUCAAGAUGAUGUUGAGCCUGGUCUUGAUCAGUUGCUGCGGGUCGACAAGGGCAAGAGCCGGGCUGUCGAGUCUCAUGACUCAAACAUUGACCCUGUCCUGCUCUCGCUCCCUAAUCCCAAUCCUACUGGUACUUCCCCCGCUGUUAUGCCUGCAAUUUUCACUCAGCAGAAUGCUCGUGAGGAAGAGUUGCAGGAAGAUAGACGCCAGCGUGAUCUUGAGCGUGUCCAAGCUGCUCAUGAGGAUGGCAUUGAGCCCAUCAUAUACGAGUUCCAGGAUGGGUUCAAGUUACCCAACUUUUCCUUUAGUCUUGACGUGCUUCAUAAGCUUGGCAUGGUCUCACAUGACAAGAGUGUUCUUGCUACCACUAUUCUGCCCAUUCAACACUACAACUGUCUUCUGGGCACCUGGACCCACUUCGAUAUUGGGCACAUGGUGUCAUUGCAGGAACGUGACAACAGCAUCCUGCUUGUGAAGGAUCCUCACGUGAAGGAUUGUGUAGACCUUGAACACCAUCUCCACCAGCUCAUCAAGUCCCCACCAUCAAUUGUGCUUUGA